Microplitis demolitor is the source of this 2510-nucleotide messenger RNA. RefSeq names its product probable tRNA (uracil-O(2)-)-methyltransferase. The coding region runs from base 390 to 2258 and encodes 622 amino acids. The record is from RefSeq and is a predicted model, not a curated record. Gene Ontology annotation, biological process: tRNA methylation. Lineage: Eukaryota; Metazoa; Arthropoda; Insecta; Hymenoptera; Braconidae. The transcript is spliced from 5 exons. Gene Ontology annotation, molecular function: metal ion binding; tRNA (uridine) methyltransferase activity.
UAUGUAUAAGAUUAAUCAUAAAAAUGUCACAUGUGUACCUGAGAUUGAAUCAACGCUCAGUAUUUUAUAAUACUGUCAUUCAUUCUGCACUUAAGGGAGACAGUGAAAACUCCAAAGGAAUUGUAUAAAUUUUUAUUAAGAUCGUGUGAUAAUCUUCCUAAAGGUCCUAAAGAAUUUUAUAAACACGCAAUUAAACAGAGUUUUAAGCAACAUGUAUUUGAACCUGAUCCUGAGAGAGUUAAACAAAUAAUUGAUAAAUCAUUAGCUGACGCCGAAUGGAUUUUUAAAAAGUACAAAAUAGAUAUCGAGACGUUAAUAAAAAAAAAAGUCUGAGUAAUUAAAUCAGUAGGAUAAAUAUAAGUCUAUAGAAUUUAAAGGUUUAAAAUAAAAUGAAUUAUCAGGUGUUAAUAAGUAAAGAGAGUGAUUUGACGUCAAAUAAAUUUUGGAAGGGCAUAGAAAUAUUGUUAAACAAUAGUCAUUUGAUAAACAAAAGAAUAGUAUCAUCAACAACUAUUUUAAAAAUUGAAUUGACAAAUAUUGAUAUUGAUUCUGUAGUUGAUCAUAUCACAAAUAUUACAGAUAUAUCUCAACUUUUUGAGUAUGAUUUAAAUAAAAACUUUAACAUUAUUAAUAAUUAUGAUUUUGUUACAUUAUCUGAAGACUUUAAUAUUUUUUAUGAAGACAAUGAACCUGAUGUUGAUGCACAUAAAAUAUAUUUGAUAAUUAAAAAAUUACUGCCAAGGGAAAAUGAAAAAUUUUCGCAAACUAUUGAGUUUGAUAUCGUUGAUAAAAAUAAUAAAACAAUUGUAUGUUUCACAAAGCAGUUGGAUGAUAAUAGAAAAUCUGUUGGUUUAGAUUGGCCGUAUAAAAUAAUAAAUAAUAAUCGACAAGUUAGUUUAUUAAUUCCGACAAAAUAUUACGAUAAUAAAUCAAGUGAUCCAAGUAUUGAUUGGCUCAAGACUAAACUUUUUGGGAGUUUAAUUAAAUGGAUGAAGUAUGAUGAUAAACAAAAAAAGUCAUUUGUUCAGGGCUCAUUGAAUCUUAUAUCUACUGAGAAAUAUUGUUAUUUGUAUACUGAUUUAAAAAAAAAAUAUGGAAUUGAUUUAGUUAAAAAAUGGCCUGAAUGUACCGAUCCGCUUAAAUUUGUAUAUGAAGAUAUUGCCAUUGCGAGUUAUUUAAUUAUACUUUGGGAACAAGAAAGAAAUGAAAAAGGAAUUGAUAAAAAACAAUCGUUCAUAGAUCUUGGUUGUGGUAAUGGUUUACUUGCUUAUAUUCUUACUAACGAAGGACAUCCAGGACGUGGUGUUGAUUUACGUCGACGUAAAAUUUGGGAUUUAUUUAUUGAAACCACUGAAUUAGAGGAAAAAACAUUGAUUCCAUCAUCAGAAUCAUUAUUUCCUGAUACGGAUUGGCUAAUAGGAAAUCACUCGGACGAAUUAACACCAUGGAUACCAGUAAUGGCAGCACGUAGUUCAUAUAACUGUAGAUUUUUUUUACUUCCUUGUUGUGCACAUGAAUUUGAUGGUAGAAAAUACCAAAGAAGCUGUGCUGGUAAUAGUCAGUAUUUAGAAUAUUUAGAGUAUGUAAAAAGUAUUUGUGAAACUUGUGGAUUUAUUACACGAGUUGAUCGACUACGCAUACCAUCGACCAAACGAGUGUGUUUAAUUGGAUGGUUAAGGAAUUACCAUGAACCAGAAAUAGAAGUGAUAAAUAAACGAAUCGAAGAAAUAAUAAAUGCGCGGGCCAUAGAAAAAAUAAAUGUUAAUAACAAUGAUGAUAAUGUUACUGAUAAAUGGUCAAAUAAUUUUAAACCAAGAGAUAUAGUUGAAAAAGUUAAAAAUUGUACGAAAAUAGACAAAAAUAUUAUCAAUGAAAUUGUUAAUUUAGUUGCUAAUCAUCUGUUACAAAAAGUACGUAUAGUAAAUGUUAAUAGUGAUGAUAAUAACAGCGAAGAAUGUAAAUGGAAUGCCGGUGGUAAAAUAGAAUUAAAUGAAGUUGCUAAACUAAUACCUGCUGGUACUUUAAAACAAUUAAAAACAGAAUGUGGAGGUUUGCAAACGUUAUUAAAAAAUAAUAGUCAUAUUUUUCAAGUUAUUAAUGGAACUGUUCAAUUUAAAAUUCCUGGUAGUAAUUAUUUAGUUAGUAAAAAACGUAAAAAUAAAUCAAAUGUUAGAUUAAAAGUAAAACCAUGCUGGUUUUUCUUUAAUCAUCCCAACGGGUGUCCACUUAGUGAUAAUAAAUGUACAUUUAAACAUUGAAAUUUAUCAUUAAUUUUUUUAAUUUUAAUUGUAACUAAAUAAAAAAAUUUUUUUUUUAAUAUUGAUUUUUUUAUGAUGAUAAUUUAUUUUAAAAAUUUUAAAUGAACACAUAAAUUACAAAUAUUUCGUAACUUCAUAUUUUUUGUUUUUAGUUUUAUUAAUGAUUAAUUUUAACUGGCACACUCGAUUAUUAUUUUAAUGUAAAUCACACACAUAUUUGUUUUACACAUGUUUAUAAUGUAUAUGUAAUUU